CAGAUCACAAUUCGCUUUCUGCCACUUCGAUUUAUUUGCACCUGAGGGCCACCAGGCUGAAUGGCACCAUGAGUGAGAUGUACUGUGACAAGACAAGGCCAGAGGAGCUGGGAGAUUGCUGCUGAGUGGUGAAAUAGAGAAGUGAGGCAGAGAGGAGAGCUGGCGGGGGAUAUUUUUUGAGGAACCCAUUCUGACGUCAGCAACGAAAAGAGAGAAGGAGUUUUCUCUAUUUGCAUAUGAAUUGAGAGACACAUGCACGCCGCGUCAGGACGACACAGCCAGAGGAGAAACAAAAAAAAAAGACAGAAAUGUAAAUAACACAAGCAUAUCUUGUGUACUUUAAACCAACAACCUCACCCAGCAGAAGAAUAUCCUGUUCUACAAACAGCUUGAAAGAAGAAAAAAAAAAAAAACACAGCAGAGCAGCAUCUAGCACACAGACCAAAUAGAGAAAACCACAGGCCUUUAAAUAGAUGGCAGAAAAAGAGAAGUGUGAAGUGGACAGAGAUACACUGAGAGAGACAGACGGAGAAAGAGUGAGAGCAGAAGUUUACAUCAGCCUCUAAGAAAAGCAAGAGUGGCAACCAGUGCCGCCGCUGGGACUGCAGUCAUCGCUGUGAGUGGCGUGAACCUGGGAUUUACCCACAGCAACGGCUUCACAGAGCAAGAGAGGAUAAAGACAAGGGAGGAGGCAAGGAGGAGAAACUGAGGGCUAAAGAGAAAGGAAGAGGCGAAUCACUUGUAGGAAAAGACGGGGGCUCAUGGGAAACCUCCUGAAAGUGCUGGCUUGCGCCGAACUUGAGCAUGGCCCAAUAGUUUUCCUUGACUUUGAACAUGCCCAGCCCACAGAGGCAGAGACAGCCGUGUGGAACCAGGUCAGCGCUGUGCUGGAGGAGGCUCAUGGGAUCCUAGCCGAGCUGCAGUCCUACAAUGGGGCGGGACAGGAGAUACGAGAAGCCAUCCAGAAUCCAGGCGACCUCGCUCUUCAGGAGAAGGCCUGGAACGCAGUCUGUCCCCUGGUGGCCAAACUGAAGCGCUUCUACGAAUUUUCCCUCCGACUGGAGAAUGCCUUGCGCAGCCUGCUAGAGGCGCUGACCAGCCCGCCGUACGCUCCCAUGCAGCACCUGGAGAGAGAGCAGGCCCUGGCCAAACAGUUUGCUGAGAUCCUUCAUUUUACACUCAGCUUUGAUGAACUAAAGAUGACAAAUCCAGCCAUUCAGAAUGACUUCAGUUACUACAGGAGGACUAUAAGCAGGAACAGGCUGAACAACCAGCAGCUGGAAGCGGAGAACGAGGUGAACAACGAGAUGGCCAAUCGGAUGUCCCUGUUCUACGCUGAAGCAACACCAAUGCUGAAGACUCUGAGUAACGCCACCACCAAGUUUGUUUCAGAGAAUAAAACCUUGCCCAUCGAGGACACCACAGACUGCCUGAGCACCAUGGCCUGUGUGUGUCGUGUCAUGCUGGAGACUCCGGAAUACCGUUGUCGGUUCACCAACACAGAUACCAUGCUGUUCUGCAUGAGGGUGAUGGUGGGGGUCAUCAUUCUCUAUGACCACGUUCACCCUGUUGGGGCUUUCGCCAAGACCUCCAAAAUCGAUAUGAAGGGCUGCAUCAAGGUACUGAAAGAGCAGCCGUCCAACAGUGUGGAGGGACUUCUGAACGCACUGAGGUAUACGACACGGCAUCUAAAUGAUGACAGCACCUCCAAACAAAUCAGGGCCCUCCUGCAAUGAGAAAGAGGAGAGCGGCGGAGAGAGGGAGGGAAGACGGAGUGCACUUGAAGGAGGAGAAAAAAGAAGACGAGGAGGAAACAAACGCCAGUGGCUGAUAAACCUGUUUGUUUACAACGAACAAAGAAAAUCAUCUCCAGGUUAUGAGAAAACCUGUUGAUAAUAAGAAGAGGAAAAUAAUUAUAUAUAUUGUCAGCUGUCCAUCAUUCUGUCUCUCAUUUUGUAAAGUAAGAAAAGAGAAAAAAAAAAAAGCCAGAAAAGAAAAUAUAGAUAUAUAUUAAAACAAGUGAAACACAAGCAGCAGAUGAAAAAUAAGUAGGAUUAAAGAGGAAGCUAUAUUGCAAAAUUUAAGGUCAGAACUGAAGCAAACUGAAAAUGUACAAAAAAAAAAAAAAGGGUUCAUGUUCCAGCAGUAGUCUGACAAGUAUUUUUGCACACACUUUGAAAACGCCAUCUCCUUUCCCCUGAAAUCUGAAAUCUUAAACUGAUCCCGGAGACUUUCCUUGUGCCCCCCUCACACACUCAGUUUACCCAGAGGGGUUUUUAAAGCUCUUGAGGUUUGCAGAUGUAGUGUUGCAGUUGCUGUCUCCUUCAGCUGGACCGAUCUCCACCCGCAGGUGAUUUAUGAAGCAAUGUGAUGGAUACUCUCCGGAGAUUUGCUUCUACCUGUUUUGU
Messenger RNA from Larimichthys crocea (large yellow croaker), 2408 nucleotides. It is a transcript of the gene fam49al, whose product is annotated as family with sequence similarity 49 member A, like. Gene Ontology annotation, biological process: regulation of actin filament polymerization. The record is from RefSeq and is a predicted model, not a curated record. Lineage: Eukaryota; Metazoa; Chordata; Actinopteri; Sciaenidae. The transcript is spliced from 11 exons. Gene Ontology annotation, molecular function: small GTPase binding. Bases 762 to 1736 code for a protein of 324 amino acids.